Messenger RNA from Magallana angulata, 789 nucleotides. RefSeq names its product fatty acid-binding protein homolog 6-like. Lineage: Eukaryota; Metazoa; Mollusca; Bivalvia; Ostreida; Ostreidae. Bases 88 to 519 code for a protein of 143 amino acids. The record is from RefSeq and is a predicted model, not a curated record. The transcript has 4 exons.
AGAGAGCGCUAACAACGUGUUGAAAUAGCCACGCUGCUAGCGAACAGAACAAACAUUUUCUCUCUCUGCUUCGAGGUCAGUUUUAAAAUGGCUCAGUUCAACGGAACAUGGGAGGACCGAGAAAUGGAUCCAAGCAUGGGACCAUUCCUGGAUGCGAUAGGGCUCGGUGAAUUCAAAGAAAAAUACGCGGGUGCAAGAACAACGGUGACCUACGAGGUUAAUGGAGACAAGUGGAAGAUUUCUUAUUUGAACAGCUUGUACCCUGACAAACCCAUGGUCUAUGAAAUCGAGAUCGGGAAAUCAUUCGAUGGAAAAGGCCCAGAUGGAUCAGAUGUCAAGACUGUAUUCACGGUCGUCAGUGACAGUGAAAUAAAAGAAGACGAGAAGACCAAUUUUGAAGACGGCAAAGAUCGGUCUUUUGUCAUUACACGAAAAGUUAAUGGCGAUGUAAUGGAUGUAGUCAUCGAAGCUGUGUCCGCUAAUGCAAAGAUGACAGGGAAAAUGUACAGAAAGAAGUAGUGGACGUACAGUGUAACGUGACGUCAGUCGCCAUGAGUAACGUGACGUCAGUAGCUUUGGCUAGGACUCUUUGAAAUUAGCCUACAAUAAUGCAAUCAUGAGUUUUAUGAUGAAUUAAAAGCGAAUUAAAAGAGAAGGUAGCUAGUGCGUAAAGAUUGCAUGUUUUAUGCAUCUACCUGAUAAACAUGCAAUUAUAAUUCAAGUGCUUUUUAAUUGAUUAUUGUACACCAAAAGAAAUAAUUGUUUACAAAAUAAAUUGUGAGGAAUGUG